GCGGACGAAUUUUUCUUUUGUCGUCAUCAGUGAGAUUUUCUUUGGGGCUUUUCAUUGUUCGCAAUCCUCGGAGGCUGCUGAAUUGUCGUGAAAAUAGGUGUAAAACUGUGCUUUCAAACAGUGAUAAACGGUGAUUGAUAAUAGAAACCAUGACGGGCUCUUGUAGAUAAGAUAAAGCAUGUUGUGAUACUUUUGAGUUCGACCAAAGAAAAUCUGGAAAAGUGCAGUCAAUUUCCAUCGUUCUUAUCGACAUAAGGCAUACUUAAUGGGGCGGAAGUCUCCGUGGUGUCUGCAGAUUCAUCGAUUUUUCGCAUCCUUUAUCGCGGCUCGGGUGCCGUUGACCAGCCGUGUUUCCGGAAGUAGCUCAAAUUAGUAAGCAAGACCAGAGUUAAGGCGACUCGUGAAAUGUCGUGACUUUAAUGAGUGCAGACAAACUGUCGCCAGUGCUGCUAGGUCGAAAGUAGAGUAACACGACGACAUGGCAGAACAGAAAAUCGAAACCACGACGACGGCGGUGGCUGUGGUUCUGGCAGAAAUGAUGAACGAUUGUAGCUAGAAAAGUGUGUUUUUUUUGGAAUAGCAACGGGGUUUAAUUCAUAAUGAGCUCAUGUGAUGAAACGGAGGCAUCUCCCGCUUUAUUGAGUGUGGAAAGCUUUGCCUCCGUACCUCCCGAAUCCUACGAUGAUCUGGAGGGAGCUGUCGGGACUUCCGAGGAGUGCGUUCUUGAAGUGGCUAGUGGUGGGGAGAACCUCAAACAGACCGACGAUGACGAGGAGGAAGAGGAACCGCCUGAGUUGAAAAACCAAGACGAUUUCCCACCCACACCGUACGAAGAGUGUCUCGAUCUAAAUGCGUUCGAAGUGCUCGCCAAACAGGAACAGCAGGAAUCUCAGGCCAGAUUAAAGCAGCAGCAGCAGGAUUCCACUAGUCUUAACUAUAUUGAUGGCGUUCCAUCCCCAGCACGUGACCAUUGCGCCACUAGUAAAAUUUCACCAACUUGUUGUUCAGCUACUUCUCCGACAUCUAACAAUGGCCACCACGGAGACUCGUGCGGAUCGUCCAAUUCAUCGGCACCCUGCUCGGGCGUUCGUCGGAAAGCCAAGGUCAAACCAACUUCCCAGGAAGAGCCAGUAUCGAACGGUACAAAGAAGAAGGUCCGUCCCAAUGGAUCCGUAAAGUCGUCACCCUCGCAGGAUUACCUCCAUAUAUGGGCCGCUGCAACCGCUACGGCUGAAGAACCAGACAGCCCAACCAUUCAAAUUCAUCGACCGCUGGAGCGAUCUUGGCCACCGAAGCAAUCUCGCAAACAGCAGGUCGGUUCGCAAUCGCAAGGUGCGGAGGAAUUUUCGUUCGAUAUCAUCGAUACGGAUGAACAAAGCUAUGGGAAUGAGCAGGAGUCGGUGGGUGCCGCUGCGGUAGAAUUUUCUCCCGGUGAGUUCUUCGAGCAGAAUCCCAAGCAGGUGCGCCACGAGAAGGUGGUUCGAGUGAUCAAGCAACCUUUAGAAGGGAUUAUUGAGAGCGCUCCGCUGGCCACGCCCGAGACGGACGGGAGCUUGUCAGAGCACACUCCACUUCGACUGGGAAGGUUGGAUCGGAACGCCAAUCCCGACAUUGAGACUGUCAGCGAAGACGCUGAGCCAAGUGCCAGUAAUGUUGCGAAGCCUCCGCUGAGGAAAACUGUUGUUUGCCCAGAGUAUAGCUUUCCGGAGCAGCAGGAACAACAGCCUGGAUGCUCCGGCGAGACUGUUCCAAUUAGAAUUAGUAGUAGUGUUAAACCGCAUAGGCCAUUGACGCGGGCAUUAUCCAACGGGAAGACCAAGCAGACAAUGAAUGGUCCGAUCAUCUCCGGAGACUUUUUGAUGGCUGAACCGAUCAAAGCUACACACAUAAUAUUUCCAAUUCAAAACUUGUCACCACACGCGAGGAGUCCGCCUUCUGGAUCAUCUACCCGAUCUGGAUCACCGCUGGAACACUCCCCGGAUCGAUCAUCUCCGGUCAUAAUGCAUCCAAAACCAAUACGGCCACAGCCUCGCCCCCUAACAAGAGUCGGCUGUGGUCGUAGUGAUCCAAUCUGCCCUCCAACGCCGACGCACCAUGCCAGAAGGUUACGCGUUCUUGCCGACAACUUUGGUCCUCCGGAUUUGCGACACAAUACGGUUGCCGAACAGCCCCUGUCUCCGGAAACUCGAUACAACGAACUCGUGGCCAUAACUGGAAGUCGCGUCGAUCAGUUGCGGGUCGCGGAAGGUCGAGAAGAUGAAGCGGAAACGGAUUCGCCGAUGAGACAUCUGACCAGUACAAGACUUCCGUCGAUACCGGAACGAGCUCGUGGGAUUUUGGCGGAACCGGAAGAGCCGCCCCCUGCAUGGGAAGCUCGGAUGGACAGCCACGGACGGAUCUUUUACAUUGAUCAUGCUUCGAGAACCACUUCGUGGCAGCGUCCAGGAGCGCAUUCUGGGCUGUCUGGCCCGGAUCAGCAUCGUCAACAGCUUGAUCGUCGUUACCAGUCCAUAAGGAGAACGAUCUACGACCGACGGGAUGCUGGAAAUCGAAGUCCUCCACGGUUCGGAUUCGAGAACAUCAACCCACGGCAGGGUGCAUCAGCGAUCGCCGUAGCAGUCAACGCCGCUCAAAUCGAAAAUCUCCAGCUUGAUCGUGCUGCCCAUCCAGCACUGCUGAUGAUCUGUCGGCCCGACUUCUACUCCAUGCUACACACCAACACGGACGCCAUUCAGAUCUACAAUCGCAACUCGGCGCUCAAGCACAUGGUAUCGCGUGUCCGACGGGAUCCGACCUGCUUCGGACGGUACCAGCACAAUCGGGAUCUUGUUGCGCUGGUUAACUGUUUUGCUGCACCCGAUAAGGACAUUCCUUCCGGGUGGGAAACCAAAAUGGAUCAGAGUGGCAAGCAGUUCUUCAUCGAUCACGUUAAUCGUCGGACGUCGUUUAUGGAUCCUCGGAUGCCUACGGACUGUCCGCGAGCUCGGCACCGCCCGGAACAGCUGAUUGCGACUACCGUAGCUCCCAUUGACGUAGCGCCGGCUCCACCACCCAGGCCACCCGCCUUGCCUCGGCUGAGCAUCGGAUCGCCGGAGAUUCCGGUAGCAUACAAUGACAAGGUCGUCGCCUUCCUGCGCCAACCCAACAUCCUGGAGAUUCUCCGCGAGCGGCACGGAGCGGCCGCCUGCUCGCGGAAUCUUCGCGAAAAAAUCAACUCCAUUCGGGUGGAGGGAACGGCGGCGCUGGACCGGCUCAGUCAUGACCUUCAGCUGACGAUCCUGCUGAGCCUGUUCGAGAACGAGAUUAUGAGCUACAUCCCGGUGGAGGCUCGCAGUCCCCAGGGUUCACCCAAUCUCAACAACACGUCGCGCGUGCCCCAGCGCGCUCCACCCCCCUUCCGGCGCGACUUUGAGGCCAAGCUGCGCACCUUCUACCGCAAACUGGAGUCCAAGGGCUUUGGCCAGGGACCGCACAAACUGAAGUGA
Messenger RNA from Culex quinquefasciatus (southern house mosquito), 3485 nucleotides. RefSeq lists its product as uncharacterized. Gene Ontology annotation, cellular component: nucleus; cytoplasm. The record is from RefSeq and is a predicted model, not a curated record. NCBI's taxonomy places the organism in Eukaryota, Metazoa, Arthropoda, Insecta, Diptera, Culicidae. Gene Ontology annotation, biological process: hippo signaling; positive regulation of transcription by RNA polymerase II. Gene Ontology annotation, molecular function: transcription coactivator activity; protein binding.